AUGUCUAGGAGGACGUCGCAGGAGAUAAUCGGGAAAGAGAUCUCGUGCCACCUCUGCGAGUCCACGGAGCCGUGCUACAAGGUAGCCUGGGGCGUGAUGUUCGGCCAGGCGUGCUUCGCCAAAGUUCGUGCCAACCACCGCCGCCUGCAGCAGAUGCCCCACGGGAAGCAGGACGUCGUGGACGACAAAAAGCAGAUGAUCGAGGAUCCUGGCACCUGGCGCAGGCAAGAGUUCUUCAGAUCUGACGAGCACAGGGCGCAACAGAAGGCGCUGGCCCGCGUCACCGCGAACUUCACCGAGCAGACGAAGAUCCACCAGACCGUGGACGUGCAGGACGACGUCGGCCUCUCGGAUGACUUCGACGAGCUGCACGAUCGCCAAGUGGUCGAGGACGCUCACGACAUGACGGACACCUGCAACCGCAAGCUGGUCUGGGUGAAAGAUUGCCCCCGUCACCGCCGACUCUCGGGCCACCAGACUUUGGAAGGGGCCAGGCGCGGUGGCGGUGGCGACGUCGGCGGUGGUCUGUCUUCGUCCUGUGGCACAGAGCGCACUCGUGGGCGGACGGAGCCUGCGGGCGACGAUGUGCAUGACCGCGACCCGCCUGGCAAGAAGCUCAAGGGCAGCAAGAGUGGUGCUGCUGGUGCUGCGCUUCCAGACGACGGCGAGGGGAAGACCGAGGGCGUCAAGUUCCUCGAGCAGCGCCAGUCCCUCGUCCAGACCUUGACGGCCAUGGCAGCUCAGCUCGGGAGCUCCAAGGGGGUGAAGUCCAGCGUGCAGGGGAUGGUCAUCGAGAUCCAGAAGAAGAACAUCGACGGCGACCUGCUCCCUUUGCAGCCCGCGGCCUUGGAGGGGGACAUCAGCACGGCCCUCGAUGAUAUCAAGAAGCAGCUGGACAACGCCAAAAAGGUCAAGCCUCACGAGAUCAGUGGGUGCAUGGACAGCGUGGCGGCGCUGCAGGCACAGCUGAAAGACCUCACCAAGAGGAGGGACGAGCUCAGGUCGGCCGUGAACUUCUGCGUGAAGGAGGUCCGCGAUAAGGAGCGCGCGGACGGUCAGAAGGUUUACUGGGCCAAGUACUCCAUCGAGAAGCGCCUGAUCAACGGUGGCUUCGGCAAGCUGCACGGCAAGAAGUUGAGCCAGGUGAUCUACGCGCUGCAGGGCGCCGGGGGUGACGCCGUCGCCCAAUACCCUGGGAUUGAGGACGACGGCCGCCAGACCUUCAUGUCGUUGGAGAUCGGGAAGCCGCAGGGGGAAGUCGACUUGGAGAAGUUCGGAUUUUGGCCCACUGGGCACGAGACCAUCGCAGAGCUCGCCAAGAUCUACGGCGACAGCCAGGUGGUCAAAGACAAGAUUGCAGCGAUGCAGGCUGCGCUGACCAGCAAUCCAUCGUGGGCAGGGGCCGUCGUGAACAUCGAGGGGCUGACUGACGCCGAGGAGCUCAAACGCAUCUUCGGCCAGGUCGGCACAGGAGACGGGUGCGAGCCCUGGCUGCUCUCAGGCCGCAUGGGCUGCUGCCGUCAUGGGCCCUCCGCCUUCGCGCUGCCGGGCGUCGCGUCCAUGGUCUAUACAACAGAGAAGCCGGUUCAUUUCCAGUUGUCCGAGGUUGGCCCCAUCCUCAAGAAAGGCUUCUGCAUCAAGGAGUAUGCGAAGUACUUGGAGUCAAGUGAUGGCCAGAGUUUCCUCGAUGCGAAUGCGUGGACGGUUCGCCUGCAGCCCUUCUCGUUCUUCUACAUGCCUGACGGUUUCAUUGUGCUGUGGGUGUACUACGCAGAUGAUAGGAAGGACUCCAUGCCAGAUGGCGGCGCCGAGCCCAAACCGACAGGCAAGAAGGCCAAAGCAAAAGUCAAGGCUUCCGACAAAGCCGCCGACGCUGCCUUUCUCGUCUCGGUGCCUGUGUUCACGGACGCGUCCAAGCAGCUCCAGCCAAAGGUUCGCAAGGCCAUUCACUCGUACAACAUGGAGGUGAUCAAGAGCAAGGGCAAGGAUCCCAAGUGGGAGAACCGCGGCAUGAAGCUGGACGAGUACUUCAAAGAUGCAUCGUGA
Molecule: messenger RNA, 2046 nt
Organism: Prorocentrum cordatum
Lineage: Eukaryota; Dinophyceae; Prorocentrales; Prorocentraceae
Source: the annotation of a GenBank genome assembly